Messenger RNA from Ilex paraguariensis (yerba mate), 210 nucleotides. The record is from the annotation of a GenBank genome assembly. Lineage: Eukaryota; Viridiplantae; Streptophyta; Magnoliopsida; Aquifoliales; Aquifoliaceae.
AUGACUCAAAGUGGAGGCAUACCCUGCAAGGACAAGAGUUCCAUAUAUCAAAAUGAAAUAGUAGAACCAUGCCAUUUCAGCUCAUCAAUCUACUGUGGAGGGCAAGAAGUUUAUUCUUCAAAUAGCCAGAUCGCUACUUCUCAGCACUUUUUCAAGAAAGAUGGUGGAGUUGAUGAUCAAAAUGGAAACAACAUAAAUAGUGCUUUAUGA